This is a messenger RNA of Mirounga angustirostris (Northern elephant seal), 4340 nucleotides long. It is a transcript of the gene NIT2, whose product is annotated as nitrilase family member 2. The record is from RefSeq and is a predicted model, not a curated record. NCBI's taxonomy places the organism in Eukaryota, Metazoa, Chordata, Mammalia, Carnivora, Phocidae. Gene Ontology annotation, biological process: oxaloacetate metabolic process; L-glutamine metabolic process. Gene Ontology annotation, cellular component: mitochondrion. The transcript has 10 exons. Gene Ontology annotation, molecular function: omega-amidase activity. The coding region runs from base 130 to 981 and encodes 283 amino acids.
UCUGGGCGGAGCCGGGAGGCGGGGUGUGGAUGGAGCCCAGGCCCCGCCCCCUCCUGCGCGCGGCUCUGCCCCGCCCCGCGCCGUGUCGCCGCUCUCGGUCCGGAGACUUCCGCUGGGGCCGCGCCACCGAUGGUGCUACCUGGGAGAGCAAUGGCCACUUUCCGCCUGGCCCUCAUCCAGCUUCAGGUUUCUUCCAUCAAAUCAGACAACGUCACUCGAGCCUGUGGCCUCAUCCGGGAGGCAGCAACACAAGGAGCCCAAAUCGUUUCUCUGCCAGAAUGCUUUAAUUCUCCAUAUGGCACGAAAUAUUUUCCUGAAUACGCUGAGAAAAUUCCUGGUGAAUCCACACAGAAGCUUUCUGAAGUAGCAAAGGAGUGCGGCGUAUAUCUCAUUGGAGGUUCCAUUCCUGAAGAGGAUGCUGGGAAAUUAUAUAACACCUGUGCCGUGUUUGGGCCUGAUGGCACUUUACUGGUAAAGUACAGAAAGCUCCAUCUGUUUGACAUUGAUGUUCCUGGGAAAAUUACAUUUCAAGAAUCUAAAACGCUGAGUCCUGGUGAUAGUUUCUCCACAUUUGAUACUCCUUACUGCAGAGUGGGCCUGGGCAUUUGCUACGACCUGCGCUUUGCAGAGCUCGCACAGAUCUACGCCCAGAGAGGCUGUCAGCUGUUGGUGUAUCCUGGAGCUUUUAAUAUGACCACUGGACCAGCCCACUGGGAGUUGCUUCAGCGAGGCCGGGCUGUUGAUAAUCAGGUAUAUGUGGCCACAGCAUCUCCUGCCCGGGAUGAUCAAGCCUCAUAUGUUGCCUGGGGACACAGCACUAUUGUGAGUCCUUGGGGGGAGGUCCUUGCCAAAGCCGGCACCGAGGAGACGGUCGUGUGUUCAGACAUAGACCUGAAGAAGUUGGCUGAAAUACGCCAGCAAAUCCCCAUUUUUAGCCAGAAGCGAUCAGACCUCUAUGCAGUGGAGGCGAAAAAGCCCUAAGGUUUAUGUUUCUAACAUGUCACGAAACAGGAGGAUAUGUUUCUGCAACGUAAUCCAUUCCCUGCUGAAUUCUUUAAAGAGAUCUUUUUUUUUUUUUUUUUUUUUUUUUUUAAUUUCAGCUUUUUCCCCUUCCUGGGAACUUUCUAAUGAGAUGAUGGAGCAUCAGCACAUGGUAUUUUUCACACCAUAUUAAAUAGUUAAAAAGGACUCAGGCUGGCAUUGAGAGCAGAAGGAAGAGGGGAUGACUAUAUACCUCCCAUACUAAGUUGCCUCAUAGUAGUUGGUACAAGUAUCAGACCUUGGUAUCUAGGUUGAUUCACCUGCUACAAAUACAUUUGUGUCACACACCUCUCAUCUCAUUGCUGGAGUUGGAACCCAUUAUGUAGAAACUUGGUCUGGUGCUACAGUUUUUUGGAGCAGGAUGUUAAAGUUACAUUUUUAGUCUGUGAGUAGCUAUGGGAAGCAAGGUGAUGGACGCUUGGUGUUUGCUAGAGGAGAUGGCAGCCCCAGUCCUUCCUAGCAGCCUGGAGGUUCUUCAGAUUCAAGGAGGAGCUCAUGAAUCAAGCCCAGACCCUCCUGGUCUUAGGGGAGAGGCUGUGUCAACAGUGAGUCCUAUGGGAGAAUGACUGGUGGCAUUUGGUCAAGGCACCCAAAGAUGAGUCUCUGCAAAAGAUUUUCUUGAUGGGGUGAGUGUCUGAAAAUCUUUUUCUUUUUGUUUUUCUCCCUAGUAACACUUUCUAGCUUGAUAAAGGCAAAUUUUUAGCCUAGUGGUUUUCAGAAUCCUUUUGCACCAUUAAAAAUUAAGAAUUCCAAUGAACUUUAUUUUUAUGUAUGUUAUAUGUUGGGCUGGUAAAACGUUUAACAAGCAGCUGUCCCCAAAACCCUGAUUUUGCAGUAGCAUUUGCCAGUUUCCAUGGUGUAAAUACUUGCACUGUGGCCAAGGCUCAGACUGUCAGUAUGACAUCUCUAAACAGAGUUGGAAAUACGCGCAGUUAGCACUCGUGAGCUGGAGCGGUCCCACACUAGCACACCACUGUUUACGUAUAUAUUUACCAUCCUGGAAAAUAAAACAAAAUUUUAAAACAAAAGAAUGCAUGGGCACACAUUUUAUUAGCUAUAAGAGUGAUGACAUCAUCAUGUCAUUUAACCUUUGGAAACCAGCAUUGUAUACUCAGAGGAAUACAAGAAUGAAAAAGGUAAAUGACAUUUUAAAAUUAAGUAUACAAUUUGGUAAAAUCGGACACAUGUAUACAUCCAUGAAACCACUCUAAUCAAGGUAAUGAACAACCCUCGCCUCCCGCCUCCCUGCAAUUUUCUUGUGUUCUUGUAUAAUCCCCUCUAGCUACCCUUCUCACCCCCAGGCAGUCACUGAUCAGCUUUGUCACUGUAGAUAGGUUUGAAUUUUCUGUAAUUACCUAAAAGUGGAAUCAUACCUAAUGUGUAUACUUUUCUGUCUUCUUUCACUCAUCAUGAUUAUUUGGAGACUCAUCCCUGUGUGUGUCACUCAUUUCUUUUUUAUUGCUGAGGGGUAGACCAUUAUAUGGAUAUACCAUAAUUUGAUAGACAUUUGAGUUUCCAGUUUUUGGCUAUUAGAAAUAAAGCUGCUAAAAACAUUUUGUACAAGUUGUUCGUUUUUCUUUUCUUUUUUUUUUUUUUUAAAGAUUUUAUUUAUUUGAGAGAGAGAAUGAGAGAGAGCACAUGAGAAGGGGGAGGGUCAGAGGGAGAAGCAGACUCCCCGCCCAGCAGGGAGCCCGAUGCGGGACUCGAUCCCGGGACUCCAGGAUCAUGACCUGAGCCGAAGGCAGUCGCUUAACCAACUGAGCCACCCAGGCGCCCCCAAGUUGUUUGUUUUCUUGAGUAGUUAUCUAGGAGUGGAAUGGUGGGGUCCUAUGUGUAUUUCACUGCCAAACUGUUCUCCAAAGUGACUGCCAUUUUACUUCAUCACCAUCAGUCUGUCAGUGUCCCAGGUGCUCCACAUUCUCACCAAUAUUUGGUAUGAUGACUGUUUAAGUUUAGCCAUUUUAAUGUGUGUGUAAGGUUAUUUCAUUGUGGUUUUUUUGCUUUGUAUUUCCCUAAUGACUAAUAAUGCUGAGCAUCUUUUCAUGUGCUUUGCUAUCUGAGUAUCCCUUUUGGUGAAAUGUCUUUUCAUAGCUUUUCCCCAUAUUUUUGUUGGGUGUUUAUCCUCCUAUUGAUUAGUAAGAGUUCUUUCUAUACUCAAGAUAAAAAUCCUCUGUCAGAUAUUAUGUUUUGCAAAUAUAUUCUCCAAGUCUGAGAAAAAAAAAUGUCUUUUCAUUUUUUAAAAAGUAUUGUUUAAAGCAGUUUUUAAUUACCAUGAAGGCCAGUUAAUUGCUUUUUCUUCUUUUAAAAGUUUGUCUUUUUUAUGUUGUGUUUAAGAAAUUGCCAAACCUGAUGUCACUAACUUUAUCCGGUGUUUUCUUUUGGAAGUUUUACAGUUUUAGCUCUUAUAUUGAGGUCUCGGAUCCAUUUUGAAUGGUCAAUUUUCUAUAUAUGGUGUGAGGUAAGAGUCAAGAUGCUUUUUGGGGCACCUGGGUGGCACCAUUGGUUGAGCAUCUGACUCUGGGUUUCGGCUCAGGUCAUGAUUUCAGGGUCCUGGAAUCGAGCCCCGUGUCAGGCUCUGCACUCAGCAUGGAGUCUACUUGAGAUUCUCUCCCUCUGCAACUCCCGCUGGUGCUGUCUCUCUCUCUCUCUCUUUCUAAAAUAAAUAAAUAAAAUCUUAAAAAAAAUGAGUCAAGAUUCUUUUCUUUUUUUUUUUUUAGCCUAAGGUUAUCUGUUUGUUCCAGCACAUUUGUUGAAAAGCUUACCCUAUUCCCAUUGAAUUGCCUUGGCACCUUUAUGAAAAAUGAAGUGGCUGUAUAUAUCUUGAUCUACCUCUGUGUUCUCUUUCAUCACUGUAUUCAUCUGUUUUUACAGAGUAACUUACUGUGUUGAUUAUUGUAGCUUUAUAAUAUUAAAGUCUGGUGGUAUUAGUCCUCCAGCCUUUUUCAAAAUUGUUUUGGUUAUUCUAAGCCCUUUGUAUUUCCACAUAAAUUCCAGAAUCAGGUUGUAAAUUUCUAUAGAAAAAAAGCCUGCUGGGAUCUUGAUUAGGAUUGCAUUGACUCUAUAGAGCAGUUUGGUGGAAAAUUGACAUCUUAAUAUCAAACCUGUGAAUGUGAGAUAUGUCCUCAGUUAUUUAGGCCUUUAAUUUCUCUUAGCAUGUUUGUUUGCUUCUGUAAAGGUAAUACAUAUCUUUUGUCAGAUUUAUCCGUAGAGGCUACAGAUUUUUUUGAUGCUGUAGUAUUGUUUUGUAAACUUUAAUUUCCAAUUUUUCACUGCUAGUAAAAAUAAAAUUUAUUCCUGUA